Aspergillus mulundensis is the source of this 1983-nucleotide messenger RNA. RefSeq lists its product as uncharacterized. NCBI's taxonomy places the organism in Eukaryota, Fungi, Ascomycota, Eurotiomycetes, Eurotiales, Aspergillaceae. Gene Ontology annotation, cellular component: exon-exon junction complex. The transcript has 2 exons. The record is from RefSeq and is a predicted model, not a curated record. Gene Ontology annotation, molecular function: mRNA binding. The coding region runs from base 1 to 1983 and encodes 660 amino acids. Gene Ontology annotation, biological process: mRNA processing.
AUGGCACCUCAUCGACGCAACAUAGGUGCAAGUCGCCGAAAGAGACGGGAGGAUGAAGGGGAGGAGGAAGGCUCGCUGAGUGGUGAAAUAGAGGACGACUCCCUAAGCGAGGGCUCAGUCAUCAGCCAACAGGACGAGGAUGACGCCGACGGAGAGGUGACAGAAGACAGCGAGGACGAGAUCGCGACAAGCGAAGAUCCGAAACAGCGCCAGCUUAAUGGUCGUAUGCCUGAAGUCCCGCGCCGCCGUCAUUCAGCGUCACUCCAUGAAGCGCGGUUAGCGACGACUAUGCCUGAUACGGAUGCGAUGCUGAACGGGAUGAAGAUAGAAGGCGAGGGAACAGGUGUGGCUGAAUUGCAUUUUGACGAAAUGGAAGCGGAACUCGGUCAGACUGGGAGAACGCCAUCUGCACCACCCACCGAGGCGACCAGGGACUCAUUUACAGAUAGGAAACGCUCAGAGACUGAGAGGAUGGGCAGAGGGAAAGGCGAGGAUCCGACAGCUGUGCCUACGCGAGGCAGCUUCUUCCUUCAUGACAAGCGUUCGACAGAAUCUGGAGCAAACGGUCACAAGGCUUUCAGCAAGCCAAAAUCCAGGCCGUACGGUCUUAUUGUGGACGGAAAUGUUCGAAGAAAACCAGAUAUUACCACCGAAGGGCCUUGGACUCAUGACCUUCACGAUACAGUUGCUGGAGACGAUCCGCCUGCUUCCAGACGUCCUCCGCCCUCAACAGCCGCCUCGUCAUUCUCUCAUAUAACCUUGCCCACGGCUGUGCCUACCGCGACCAACACUUCUGCGCCAAACCGCGCUUUUUCGACCACCACUAAUGUCGGAAAAGUGGCUGUCGUGGUAUUUCUUCCGGGCAUGAGUAAGCCAACACGUUUCGAGGUUGAGAAGAAGCAUUACACUCGAUUACCAGAACACCGACCCCCGCUGCGCCGAGACAAGCCCGUUAGAAUUUCAGUUCCUGGUCAAGCACCUAGAUAUAUAUUUCCUGCAACGGAGCGAUCCUUUGUAUUUAUACCAAGGGCUCAGCGGCCCAACCAACAGGCUUACCGUGGACGUGGCAGAGGUGGGUUCUAUCAAGGGCGCCGCUCAAGCUUUUACGCAAGCUCGACAUACACACCAAGCGUGGCAAUGAGCCGAAGGUCGUCGUUUGGCAAGCCACCUUCCCAGGAUGGCUAUCACUCACCAGCUGCGUCCGUGAUAUCACGGCAUACAGUAAUUACGACCGAGAACGGAAAACCGGUUGUUCGUUUACCUCCUCCCCGAGUCCCUGGGGCCCAUCCGUCGGCCGCCCCAGCUCCGUUGCCCCCGACUUAUCCCUCACAGCCGCAGACUGUAUGGCGUGAGAGUCGUCCUGCUCCUAUACCGAUGCAUCAGCCUCGCCCGCAAAAGGCCGUGUCUCUGGCCGACAUUGAGACUCCCGCUACUUUUGUCAACUCCCCGCAGGCGCAGCAAGAGCAACCGUUCCACCAUCAAGUUCCCGUGCCCGGUGGUAGCACUGUAUAUGGCCCCGAAGCCCCCACCAACUACGCCCCCUCAUCGCAUACAGCCGCAACUCCUUUGUCGCAGAUACCUGAACGCGCUGUGCAUGCCCCGCCGUUCCAAGCUUACGGGUUCCAGCAGCCUCAGGCCUACUACCCAAGCCCUUACCAACAGGGGCCUGUAUUUUAUCCCGUUUCGGGUACAGAGUUUGCGCCUUAUAACGGCGUCGGGUCGGGACCAGCCGCUCCUUUCCCUGCGGGACAAAACGUUCCGUAUAUGGUUCCAACGCCGACGGAGCAAACGUCACAAUCCGGCACGGUUGCACAUGAGUCAGGCGGAACGGUUUAUUAUCUGGACGCCUCACAAAUGUACUCUGGGCCAACAACGUUUAGCGGGACCCCCGCGGGUGGCGCUGUCAACAUGGGUGGGAUGAUGACACCUGGUACUACAUAUUAUUACCAUCAACCUCAAGGUGUCUACUUUCCCCCACAGUAA